Messenger RNA from Rubroshorea leprosula, 2445 nucleotides. The record is from the annotation of a GenBank genome assembly. NCBI's taxonomy places the organism in Eukaryota, Viridiplantae, Streptophyta, Magnoliopsida, Malvales, Dipterocarpaceae.
AUUUCUCUGUGACAAAGGACGUCCAAAAUUUUCAGGCGACAUUCUCAGUUUCUCAGAGUUAACUUUUCAGGUAAUAACAAAUGGACUUUGUUAGCGAAAUAGGAGAACUCCGGGGUAACCAGGGUAUGGAAGGGGAAGAGAACGUGAUAGCCGUAGAGCCCAUUACCAUGAUUGUACCACUAGAAUUGCAAGACGUGCCAGAAACCCCUACGCCGGAGAGCAGUGCCAGUUCAGGCGCGCACGAGGGUUCCGGUGCUAACCCCUCUCCGUCAUCUGAAGGGUCGUCAUCAGAAAACACUACCAGUGCAAGUGGUAGGUUGAGCAACCUUCGCAAAGCGCCAAAUACGCUGACGGCUGGAUUUCAGUUUAGGGCGAACCUGCAUCAUGAGGUAGCAGAUUGCCCUACCUCCAUUAAAGGAUAUAAGAGGCUGGAGGAAGUGGUGAGACAAUACCACGUUCCUAGGACAGUUUUGUUACGAACGGGGACCAAAAAUGAGAGGGCUUGCAGUGUGUCAGCAACAGGGUGGAUACCUGUAUAUGUGGACCAUUUCGACGCCGGCCUGAGAUUCCCAUUAUCCAGGCUGAUUUUUGAUAUUCUGUCAGAGUACGAGCUGGAGCUCACACAGUUAACUCCCAACAGUAUAAAAUUUAUCGUAGGGUUUAUGCUGCUGUGUGCAAGGUUGGAGAUACCUGCGAAGGCAAUUGUUUUCAGGUCGCUAUUUUUGUGCCGGCUGAGUACUGCGCUGUCGAGGUGGUACUACAUUUCUGGGCGAGAGAAAAUGGCGAUCUUUAAGAACAUACGGAAUAAGGUGUCUCGUUGGAAGAGACAAUUUAUCUUUGUCCGGGAUACGCGAGCAGAGAGGGUUAGCACCGAUCUGGCAGCUCGUCUCUCUGAGUGGCGCCCAGGACAUGCGUACAUGAACUACCCCACACUAGCCCCGAGUGACCUGGAGCUUAGGGAUAGGAUCACUAAUUAUGUGAAGGGAGGGGGGUUAGUUGAUUUGGAAGCCCUGGUUACCCCUGAGCUGCUCGCUUUGCGUGGGUUUGUGGAUAUCACAAACCUGUUUAGUGAAGCAUGCUUGAGAGACAACGGGAACGAGCUCAGCGCUCUCGAGGCAGGGGAACUGGGUCUAGCGCGAGGAGGCAAACGCGCUUUGACGAGCUGCCGCCUGCAGCACCUCGCAGCUCGUCAUAGAGGGAACAGGGUUCCAGCUCGGCCUCGUUGGAUGCUGGGAGACAACCUGGAGUGGUGCGCUCACCUGAGGCGUGAGGCGCUUCCACCACCAGUAGCUAGCGGGGGGCCCAGGAUCGCAUACCCUGAGGGUUUUAGCUACACCAAACCCGACUGUCAGCUCGCGAUGGUCCAGGGUAUGCAGAACUUCGUCCCGCCUGUGGACCGUCAUCGUGCCAAAGGCUACAUUCAGCAGCACGGGACUCACGCUGCAAUGCUGAAGAUGAUGGAUGCACUAAGCUAUUCUGUAGCUCUGUUCGAGAGCGAGCAGGGAGCUCGAAUACAGAAUAGAGAGCUGGCUGACAAUUGCAAGCGGCUAUCCUCAGACAAGGCGAGCUUGGAGGACGAGGUGAACCGUUUGCAAAGCUCAGAGAUGGCCAACAAGGCUGCAUCAGCCGAAAGCCGGGCUGACGAGCUGGCCAACAAGGUCAUCCAGCUGCAGGAGAAGCUGGACAAGGUGAAAGCUGAGAAGGAGAGUGGGAUUCAAGCGGCCAUGGAUGAGGUCGUUCGCGCAGUGGAUCUUAGGAAGAAAGUGGAAGCUGAGAGAGAUGGCGUGCUGAACGACCUCAACGCCCUAAGAGGGCGGGUUGCUCUGGCCGACCAGGAUCUUGCUCGCGUAAAGGAAUCCCUGAGGCUGGCCAAGGCUCAACACCAGCGUUGUAUUAGCAUCGCGCGAGCUCAAGGCGCGGAAUGGCUGGUUGGUGCUGACAUGUUCCAGGACGCCGUAACUGUGGCAUCCAUGAACACCACGACUAAGAUCUACAAUGAUGUUCGUGGUAAGGUGUUGAAGCAUCGGCCGGACUUCCCAAUCAACGAGCUCGCGUUUUUUGAAGGUGAAGAGUUCGACGCAGAGGGGAAGAGCCUUACUGAACCUUCUAACACGACGGUGAGGCUCCGCUGGGAGCUAAACGAAGAGGGAUUGCCAACAUGGCCACCGUUUGUCCUCGAAGAAGGAAAGGAGUUUGAGAACCUACCGCGGUUCGACACCUGGGCUGGUGAAGUACUCCUCCUGCGCCUCAGCCCGUCCCUGCUGCCAUCGCCAUCCUAGCUCAUGCUGAUGCAUCCGUGCCCGUUGAUUUAAUGGACGACUAGGCUUAGGCUUUUUCUAUUUUUGUUUUUAUGUGUUUUCAGUAUUUCUUUGUAUGAAACACAUUUUGUAAUUUCAUUGGCACCUUAUGUAAUUGAUUUGGAAGGAAUACAAUUCUAACAAUUUU